Messenger RNA from Chara braunii, 1089 nucleotides. The record is from the annotation of a GenBank genome assembly. NCBI's taxonomy places the organism in Eukaryota, Viridiplantae, Streptophyta, Charophyceae, Charales, Characeae.
GGGCAAGGAAGACGUCGGGGGAGAAUACGACCUCAUGGCUCGUUUGGGAGCGAUGGACGACGACGACCUUUACAUCGGUGGGAAGUUGACGACGACGGAGAGGACGGCAGUAGCAGCGGUUGUUACUGCAGUCCUCUUUCGUUGUCAGAUGGAGAGGACGGCGGGGAGAAUGAAAGCGCAGAUCCGCAUGAGGAGGAGGAAGGUUACGCAGUGCACAUCACUGGACGGCCCUGUGUUGGACACCGCCGCCAUCUGCUAUGCCGUCAUUCACGUGUGUUGCGCCUUGGGUUGCGGAGCUCUUCCUAGAGCAACGCCGAGAUGGUGGAUGAAAAGGAGGACGGGUGGUGCGUGGGAGGAUCUGCGGGAAUGCGACGACGCGACGGAGGACUACUUUCGGGACAAGCUGCGCAUGUCGCCACGUGUCUUCUGGGAGAUUGCGGAAGCUCUCUCGUCGUUGCUGCAGCGCUGCGUGACAUUCUACAGGGAGCCGUUGCAGCCAGAUCAGAUCGUCGCGUACGCGUUGUACAGGUGGGCAUCGGGGGCGACGUACGAGAGCAACACGUGUAACUUCGACAUCGAUAGAGCGUCAAGUUUGGUGGCGGUGAGGGACGUCACUGCGGCGUUGUUGACGGUCUACCGUGACAAGAUACCAUGGCCGGCGGGGGUGUGCAAGUCGGUCGUCCUCCGUGCUUUCGAUGGCAAGGGGUUCCCCAACUAUCAUGGCUGCAUCAACUGUACGCAUAUCUAUAUCGACAAGCCCACAAAUGCCCCUGGCAAGGACUACUACGAUCGGAAACGACGUUUCUCGAUCAUCGCGCAGGUCAUCGUCGAUCUGGACCUGCGUGCGUUGGACGUCUUUGCCAGUUAUCCUGGGAGCUGCCACAACGUCAGGAUCAUUCACCUGUUUAGUCUAUGGGCGCGUGCAGAGGCUGGCAAACUUUUCACGGGACCGCCUGUGAUGCUGCCAUUCGGCGUCCAGAUGAAUGACUACCUGCUGGGCCACAAUGGUUACUACCGUCGGAAUGGAUAGUCGUUCCCUACAACAGCACUACUCGUCACCCGUCAGAGACGCGGUUCGACAAUAAGCAG